UAGUCGGUUUGCUGUAGUUCACUGCCCAUUCACUGCUCCCGCCCCGCCCGCGGUGACGUCACCGAGUCGAAUGUUUACAAUGUAGCGGAAACUGACCGCGUUCUAAUCCAUUGUUAAAUGGUUACAUUGUUGCCCCGGGAUUCCACCCGUGUCAUUACCAGCAAUUGCAACCUGGUGAAGGACGGAGACCUUGGCUGGUCGGUGCGAGGAUGAACUGUAGAUCGCAGACCCUGGAGCUGACGGUGGAAGCCAGGCAAAUCGAGGAGACGGUGCUGGCUGUCCUCCACACCGUACUUCUGCACAGGAGCUCGGGGAAAUUUCACUACAAGAAGGAAGGCACCUACUCAAUCGGCACCGUGGGCACCGAAGAUGUCGACUGCGAUUUCGUCGAUUGCACCUACGUGAGGGUAUCGUCGGACGAGCUGGACCGCACGUUGCGCCGGUCCGUAGGCGAGUUUAAGGAUGCUCUUCGCAACUCUGGCAGUGAUGGGAGCGGUCAGAUUUCCCUGGAAUUCUACCAGAAGAAGAAGUCACGGUGGCCGUUCUCCGAUGAGUGUAUCCCAUGGGAGAUGUGGGCCUUCAAACUGAAUGUGGUGAACCUGGCCAAUGAGCAGGAGCGGCAGAUCUGCAGGGAGAAGGUGGGUGAGAAGCUGGGUGAGAAGAUCAUCAACAUCAUCGAGGUGAUGAACAGACACGAGUACUUGCCCAAAAUGCCCACGCAGUCGGAGGUGGACAAUGUCUUUGACACAAGUCUGAGAGACGUACAACCCUACCUGUACAAAAUUACCUACCAGAUCACCGAUUCUCUGGGAACAUCUGUCAGUACCACCAUGAGGAGGUUAAUCAAAGAUACCCUGGCUUUAUAACCUGGCAAGAAAUCAUCAAGAAAAAUCCUGUCGCAGUUUUUAAUUGACUUCCUUCCCCCUAGCCGUCAGCUUCUGGUGUUUUAUUUCCUUGAGACAACUUGGGGUUGUCUGUCCAUUUUAAAAUGAGCCACAGUGUGCAAUACCGUGCAAAAUUUCAUGUUCUUUGAGGCCCAGCAGAAAGGUGGUUUAUAUAUAUAUAUAUAGAUAUUUAUUUUAUUAAAUGAUCAAAGAUGGUCGGAAAAAUGUUUUAAGUUACCGGAAACGGCUCUGGAAAGGAGACGCAUCCACUAUUGAGACUGUUAACCAUUGAGAAUUUCCCCUUCUCUGGAAAGGAUAUUGUAUAUAGACACGGAAAUGGCCAGUGAUUUCUGCAUUGCCAUACAGAGAAAGUAGCCUAUUCAUUCACUAGAUAGCCAUUAAGAGGCGUCUUCUGGCAACUAUGAAACUGUCCGCUGGCAUCACUUUUCACCUCAUGGAGAAAAUGUAACGGGGAGAUGGGAGGAGCAGCAGCAAGGAAAAGAUAGAAAUCAUAAUUGUAUUUAAAGUAAAAGUCAGGAUAUGGUAUUCUGAAGUUGAGUUCAGAAAUAAUGUUUUAAUUUUCUUAUGGUAUAAUCUUCUAUGAUAAAAAUGAAUAAACAGAAAAUCCAUUUGGAUUAUUUAUUUACAUGGGUGGUUAAAUGAUGCAGGAUGGUGGGUCCAUUGGCUCAGCUGUGUUGACAGUACACAGGUCUAUUUCCAUUUGUCUCUGCAGCAAUAGUUUGCACACAUUUAAUCUCACACAAACAAAAUUGGGAGAAGGGAUGUGGGGAAGGUGGAAUUCGGAGAGAGAAUGCUAAAGCAUUGGACCUGUUUUUGUGGGACGGUUCAGUCACUCUCCAUGUUAUUCUCUGGAAGGCUUUGUGCUUGUCCUGUGUUAAGUUCAAACUUAUUUUGCAUUAUAUACAGAUAAUGUACUUCAUAUCUGAUUCAGUGCUGAGAAUACAGUUGGAAAAACCUACCUUACUAUGAUCAUCAAUGAAAACAAGCUCAUUUUUCUCAUACUCGGGUUUCAGAGUGCAUCGAAACUCAGAGCCAUCGAUAAACUGAUUUUCUCCUUGCUUGGUUUAGGCAGUACCCAUUCACUAGUCCAGAGAUAUGGUCUUCAUCAAUGACGAUAAUAUUUUGGGCUCGACAUUUUUGGAAAGAACUGCUGGAGCACACCUAGUUGACACAGACCAGUCCAUACAAUGGAAAGUUGCUGAUACAGAGAUAGGCCCUCUUCCCCUCAGUUAAAUGGAGAUCCAGUUAACGUCUAGUCCACCAUGCCCAACUAACGAGGUAGGUUGGUUGAUGUCUGAGAUCCUUUUGCCCCUGUCCCACUUAGGAAACCUGAAUAGAAACCUCUGGAGACUUUGUGCCCACCCAAAGUUUCCGUUGGGAUCCCAGAAGUUUUUGUCUGUCUCCCUACCUGCUUCCAGUACCUGCAACCUCCGGGAACCGCACGGAAACCUUGGGUGGGGCGCAAAGUCUCCAUAGGUUUCUGUUCAGGUUUCCUAAGUGGGACAGGGGUAUUAGACUUUACAUUACUGUAUUUGGAGAAGUUGGUAUUUCUAUUGGAAAGCACGUCAUCUUUAAGCCACAUUGACUCCAAAGAUACCUCUGCUACCUCUAACCCAAGUGUAGUCACUAGUUCAUCACUGGGCAGUUUGCAAACAUGGGGGUGCCAUAGGCAAUGGAAACCAUCAAUAAACUGAGAGUGACCAGUUAUUAACUUGUAUACCAUUAAACUUUGAUCUCCACAUCUCUUGAUAAAACCAACGGUUUAAUGUCUCGUUAGAGCUGAUGUGGGAAGUUGUCAAACCUUGGAGACGAGUGAAUAUUCUUGUACAUAUCCUCCAAUUUAGACACUAGUGCAGGCUACACUCAGAUAUAAAUUGCCCACAUCUGGUUAUGAGCUAGCCUAUGUUGACUUCAACAGCUGAUUUCAACUGCUUUGCAACUAAGUGUGCUACUGUUGGGCUAAUGGGCACAGAGGAGUCAAAAAGCUCCAUCUUUAAAUGUUAUCCUUGCAACUGUUACUGCACAACAGGGGAUUGCUGAUGAGCAGGCUGCUGUGAUGCCUUGUUUAAAUAACCAGAAAAGCUUAUUGGCUCUUGUGUGAGCAUGCAGAUGUUAUUGAAUCAUAAUAACACCAGAAUGUGUCAGUGCCUUCAGAGAAGAAAUGAAGGAAAAGGUGGGAGCAGAAUGGGAAUGUAUGCCUGAAUUGCAAUUUUUAACAAAUAAAGAUAAAUUCUUCUUGCAGAAGUGAACAAUUUCACCAAUGCAGACAUGUGCAUGAGACAAACUAUGUUAAACUGUAUGCUUUUACUUUAAAUGUGAUGCCAGCCUUCAGGUGGCACAUUGUUAAGUAGAAAGGACACGCUACUUGAGAUGUAUAACCAGGAUUUGUAUAGUACAGCAAUAAUACUAACUCUAAUAGGAGUUACUCAAAUUUGGUCAUUAAAGAUAUUUCCGAGUAUUUAAGAAUAUGUAAUUUUUCUUUUGUGGAAACUCAAAACAUCAGUUCUGUACCAAAUGGUUAAAACUAUUUAUAGACACAAAAUACUGGAGUAACUCAGCGGGACAGGCAGCAUCUCUGGAGAGAAGGAAUGGGUGAAGUUAUGGGUU
Leucoraja erinaceus (little skate) is the source of this 3512-nucleotide messenger RNA. It is a transcript of the gene atg101, whose product is annotated as autophagy related 101. The record is from RefSeq and is a predicted model, not a curated record. Gene Ontology annotation, biological process: autophagosome assembly; autophagy. The transcript has 2 exons. Gene Ontology annotation, cellular component: phagophore assembly site. Lineage: Eukaryota; Metazoa; Chordata; Chondrichthyes; Rajiformes; Rajidae. The coding region runs from base 210 to 866 and encodes 218 amino acids.